Urocitellus parryii (Arctic ground squirrel) is the source of this 1599-nucleotide messenger RNA. NCBI's taxonomy places the organism in Eukaryota, Metazoa, Chordata, Mammalia, Rodentia, Sciuridae. The record is from RefSeq and is a predicted model, not a curated record.
AUGCACGGCCCGUCCCUGUGUCCCGUCCAGGCCUUCCCUCAGAAGCUGGUGGAGCCCGUCUGUGCUUUCUGGAACUUCAGGGGUUCCUGGGCCACCGCGGGCUGCUCCGUGCUCUCCCUGUACCAGGACUCCACUGCCUGCUUCUGCAACCACAGCACCAGCUUCGCUGUCCUGUUGCAGGUGUACGACAUCCAGAGAGGCCCCGAGGAGGAGUCACUUCUGAGGACCCUCUCGUUUGCGGGCUGUGGCGUGUCCCUCUGCGCCCUUGCUACCACCUUCUUGCUCUUCCUGGCAGCUGGGGUCCCCAAGUCAGAGAGGACCACAGUCCACAAGAACCUCACCUUCUCCCUGGCCUCUGCUGAGGGCUUCCUCAUGGCCAGUGAGCGGGCAAAGGACAACAAGGUGGCAUGUGUGGCUGUCACAGCUGCCAUGCACUUUCUCUUUUUGGUGGCAUUCUCCUGGAUGCUGGUGGAGGGGCUGCUGCUAUGGAACAAGGUGGUAGCCGUGAGCCUGCGCCCAGGUCCCAGGAUGAGGCUCUACUAUGUCAUAGGCUGGGGCAUGCCCGUGGUCAUCGUGGCCAUCACCCUGGCCCUGAGACCCCAUGACUAUGUGGCCGCCGRACACUGCUGGCUUGAUGUGCACGCAGACACCAUCUGGGCCUUCGCGGGGCCGGUGCUCCUCGUGCUGAUGGCCAACACCUACAUCCUGUUCCGCGUGGUGAUGGUCACCGUGUCCAGCGCCCGCCGCCGUGCCCGCAUGCUGAGCCCGCAGCCUGGCCUGCGGCAGCAGAUCAAGAUACAGAUGUGGGCCACAGUGAAACCGGUACUGGUCCUUCUGCCCAUCCUGGGCCUAACUUGGCUGGUCGGCAUCCUGGUGCAUCUCAGCUCSGCCUGGGCCUACGUUGCUGUGGGCCUCAAUUCCUUCCAGGGGCCCUACAUCUUCCUGGUCUAUGCUGCCUACAAUGGGGAGGUGCGGAGCGCCCUGCAGAGGAUGACCGAGAAGAAGGCUGUGGGUCAGGCAGGGCCCAGCGCUGUCACCAUCUCCUGUGGGACCUGCUCGGGCCCCUCUAGCCAGCAGCCUCCAGGUCCCUGGGAGGCGCCCCGGACUCCACCAAGAAGACACGUGGCUCUCAGAGGGAUCCACGGCCCCAGAAUCCCCACAGCCUUCUCUUCUAUUGCAGAACCCGAGAGACCGCUGUGCUCAGUCCCUUGGAGGCUCAGCUUCCCCAGCUGCAAAACGGGCCGGAAGCGCCCCCUGCAGGCGGGUCGAGGAGGAGCAGGGCUGGCGCAGGGCGAUCCGAGGGGCGGGGCCUCGGCCCCACGGGCCCCGCCCCCAUCCGCACUCGCGGGCUCAGAGCAUCUGCGGGAACAAGAGCCGCAGCGCGCCUCUGCGCUCAAGCCGCUCGUAGCAACGGAGCGGCUUCCACCUCGGCCCCACCCUCCAGACCCCAACCUUGGCCUGGUCCCCCAACGCUCCCGCUUCUACCCCUCACCCCAGCCAGCAGCCCACUCAGACAGUGUGCGGGGGAGUGAAGGCUGUAGCUGCACGUCCCUCGAGGUGCCGCCCGCCCCUCCAGAAAGCCCAUGGAGCCCGGGGUAA